GACAGAAAUAACAGUUGCACAUCACGCGUCGCUGACUGGCUGUGCUAUUAGCGCGCUUUUCACUAAAUAAAUUCACGAUUGUGUCGUUAUUUAUCUGUGGAUUUACGUUGAGUUUCUCUAAAGCAGACAUGUCUCGCAUUGCUGAAUAUAAUGCGCAGUUCGCAUCCAGGUUCUGUGCGGAGGACGCAGAGUUUCAGCGGUAUCGGGAGCGCGCGGCCGAUCCACCGCCGGUGCUGGAAGAAUGGAGAGCGCGCGGACGCAGAGAUAAACGAGUUCCGGAUCAGUGGCCGCAGGAGCGCCACAACCGGCGCUGGUCUGACCGCGGCGACGAACGUAAAUCCGCUCACGAUUCCCACAGCCAGAGGUCACAUUACCGACACCUGUGACUCUCAAUGUUUUCUUCUUUUGCCUGAUCAUUAUUAAAACGUGCUGGUUGUUAUGUU
This is a messenger RNA of Triplophysa dalaica, 443 nucleotides long. Its product is annotated as RNA guanine-N7 methyltransferase activating subunit-like. The transcript is spliced from 2 exons. Gene Ontology annotation, biological process: RNA 5'-cap (guanine-N7)-methylation. Gene Ontology annotation, molecular function: RNA binding. Lineage: Eukaryota; Metazoa; Chordata; Actinopteri; Cypriniformes; Nemacheilidae. The coding region runs from base 129 to 386 and encodes 85 amino acids. The record is from RefSeq and is a predicted model, not a curated record.